CCACCCCCGCCGAUUAUGGAUGUUUAGUAUCGACGUUGUUGCUGGCGUAUCGCCGCUCGCUCCCGCAUCCGAUUGCAGGGUGUGUGAUAAUUGGUGCUCGAGAGUGCGACGGGAGGUCGAGGGUGCCCUUGCCGUGUUCCUGGCGCGGGAUAAUGAGCGGGAUCGCGGGACGGCAGCCGAAAUCGUACGGCGACGCGCGAUCAUGCGUCCGUCUCGCUACCUGCACGCCGCGUUAGCGUCCCUCGUCGCCGUCAAUCAUGAUCCUGCGUGACCGUGAUCCGCCAGGACACCAGCAGCAGCAUGCCGCGCGACGACCGUUCGGGGAGGACGCGUGCACGUGUCGCCGCGAUUGCGACCACGACGUUGCUCCUGCUCACGCUGAAUAUCAAGUGCAUAGAUACCGAGAAUUUGGGACUGGAAAAUGUUUGCAUAUUGAAAGACCUUCACCCUCUUCUUAUCGUCACCUAUAAAUAUCUCACUAUGUCUGUGGACACAAUUCGUGUACCUCACAACGAACGGUUGAUGGUGAGAUGUCGGGAGAUAGGUAAAUACAAGUUCAUCGGCGACUCCUUGCUGCACUGCCGCAACGGCACGUGGAACGGAAAGGAACCUGUUUGCGUGCCUACCACAGCGAUCUCCAAUUACACCGAAAACGUGCCGCCGACCAUCGACUUCGGUCUACCCGCUGGUUCGGCCGUGGUGGAGCCGACCGGUGCACUCGCAGUUUUCCCAGGAAGUAUCCUGCACCUGGAGUGUCUCUUCGCUAGGAAGUUGGGCAAUCCCGAGUGGACGUGGAGCUCAACCCAUCGAUAUCCUUCGGGAUGGGCGAUCGCCGCACGGGAAAGAGACUGGAAGUAUCGCCUGUCGAUAUUCUACGCCAAACCGCACGAUUCCGGAAUAUACACGUGCACCACGCCGAAAGGAUUCAACAACUCUAUACAUGUUCGUGUCACAGACGUCCAGUGCCCGGGUUUGGACGCCCCGGAGCCGCCGUUAAUCAGUCGCAUCGAGGGCAGCCGAUUAGGACACAGUGCCAUUUUCGAGUGUCCGGUGGGAUACAGAUUAGAAGGUGCUUCCAGAAUCACGUGCCAGUACAACGGCAAAUGGUCGACGGAGGUGCCGCAUUGCGAGAAGAUCAAAUGUUCGGAGAUAAAUAUUCGAGAUAACGCGUUAUUGGUACUGAACGAGCACAAUAAUACCUACGGCGAGAAAGCCGUAUUCAUCUGCAUGUGGGGAUACAAGCUUUCGGGCUCGCAGAGUAUGACGUGCGAAGGGGACGGCAAGUGGAAUGGAUCUAUGCCGACUUGUCAGAAGAUCACUUGCCCUGUACCGGAAACGCCACCAAGCGGACGCAUUGUCGAGCAGCCGCGAUAUGCCAACAAGAACAACAAGAAGCAUUAUCACGGCCGAACAUACAAAGUCGGCGCCUUAGUGAGAUUCGCCUGCCAACUGGGUCAUCAAUUGAUAGGAGAAGCGGUCAUCAUAUGCACUGAGAACGGCACCUGGUCUCACGAUCCGCCCGUAUGCAAGGUAAGAUGCCCUUAUCCAGGUGAUCCCCCUCACGGCCGAAUCGCGCCUCUGAAGUUUUGGUACAAACCAGGAGAUAACAUACAGGUAACAUGUUCGCCUGGCUACGUGACUCCCCUGGAGCCAGUGAAAAAACCAUCGUGUCGCGAAAACGGCAUUUGGAGCGCGCCACCGCCGCCCUGCCGAUCUUACAAGGAGGUGUGAGAGCGAGAAACUGAGUACUCCCAAGGAUCUCUCAUGGACUAUACUGUGCUAUUUUAUCUUACAUGACGAAGGACAUUCCGAUAUUGAUUAUACGGGUAGCAAACGUGCAUCAAUACUAAGAGAACCGUGGAAACGUGGAAGCGUACUCACUUUGUUUCGAAGGGUAGAGACGUUACGUAAAGCAUAAUGAUAUUAUCAGGAUGAAUAUAGUCACAGUGUUACCGAUUUACCGAAUCGACAAAUAAUCACGAGUAGAUUACACUGGAAGGAGCACCUUGCGUUGAACGUAGAUCAUGGAACGGCCAGUAUUUUAUUUAUAAUUUUCUUCCAGACGUACAACGAUUUUAAUAAAAU
This is a messenger RNA of Wasmannia auropunctata (little fire ant), 2085 nucleotides long. It is a transcript of the gene hig, whose product is annotated as locomotion-related protein Hikaru genki. Lineage: Eukaryota; Metazoa; Arthropoda; Insecta; Hymenoptera; Formicidae. The transcript is spliced from 10 exons. Bases 301 to 1731 code for a protein of 476 amino acids. The record is from RefSeq and is a predicted model, not a curated record.